Molecule: messenger RNA, 2406 nt
Organism: Lampris incognitus (smalleye Pacific opah)
Lineage: Eukaryota; Metazoa; Chordata; Actinopteri; Lampriformes; Lampridae
Gene: ctu2
Product: cytosolic thiouridylase subunit 2 homolog (S. pombe)
Exons: 16
Coding region: 352-1935 (527 amino acids)
Biological process (GO): tRNA wobble position uridine thiolation
Cellular component (GO): cytosol
Molecular function (GO): tRNA binding; sulfurtransferase activity
Source: RefSeq, a predicted model, not a curated record
GCUGUAAAAACGUGGACGUCUCGGAGGCGUCGUUUGUCAUUCUCGAUGAAAGCCUGCAUGGACACGGUAGAAUAGGUCUUGCUGGCGUGUAAAAAGCGACAGCCUCAGUUGUGUGUGUGUUUGUGUGUGUGUUGCUGAACUAGGCUGGAGAGGGGCGACUAGUGCAACCGGGUGCGGUGCGGACUCAAAACACCACUUUCUCGUUGUGUCACCCGAGUCGACGGGAAUCUCGGUUUGAAAUGGAGCGCUGCUCUUUUCCGUCGGGAGAGACGUAAACCUUUGGCGAAGACUUGACUUACUCGACUAGGUGGCCAUUGGCAGCCCCCUUUCUGCCUUUGAUUCAGUCUUACGAUGUGCCAGGUGGACGAGGAGUACAAUGGUCUGCUUGAACGUCAAGACCCUCCUGGAGUGUCCAAGAAAUGUGUUAAAUGCAAAGAGGCCACAGGAGCGCUGGUCAUCAGAGCAGGAGACACUUUCUGCAGGGGCUGCUUCAAGGAGUAUUUUGUACACAAGUUCAGGGCCAUGCUGGGCAAAAAUAGGAUAAUUUUUCCAGGAGAGAAAGUGCUGCUGGCUGUCUCCGGUGGCCCCUCCUCCUUCUCCAUGCUCGGUCAAGUCCAAGAGGGUUUGAGUCAAAAUGCUCACAAGAAGUUGAGAUUCACACCCGGCAUUGUCCACAUUGAUGAGGGUGGCAUCCUAGGCCAGGCUAUGGAGACAAGACAGAGGACUGUGACUGAGCUGCAGUCUGUGUUUAAAACCACAGGCUUACCCUACCACAUAGUACCUCUGGAACAGGUGCUUACUCUUCCCAUCUCAGUCUUAGAGCCGUCCUCAUCGGCCUCAGACCAACCAGCAGAUAGCUACAAGAAUGCCGUUGACAGCUUCAUUCUGACCAGUCUCAGCCGCUGUCUCGGCCCAGAGCAACAAGCAGAUCUGUCCGAGCACACCGGCCAGGGAGAUGAGUCGCCCCUUGCCUCUCUGCUGGUGGACCAGUACCACACGGACACACUGCAGAAGCUGUUUUCCUCAGUGAAGACACAGACAGCCAAAGAAGACUUACUGCACAUCCUCAGACAACAUCUACUCGUCCACAUAGCUCGGCGUGAAGGGUACAGCAAAGUGAUGUUGGGAGAGAACUGUACCAGGCUGGCUGUCAAACUCCUGGCCAACAUCUCGCUGGGUAGAGGCGCACAGCUGGCUGUGGACACGGGCUUUUCAGACCCAAGAUAUGGCGACAUCACGAUGGUGAGGCCAAUGAGGGACUAUUCGGCUGAAGAAAUCUCCCUCUACAACCACAUGUGCAAUGUCCCCUCCGUUUUCAUGCCGAGCCUGGACACAAAGGUAGUACCCGAAAAGGCCAGCAUCCAGCAUCUUACAGAAAGCUUUGUCACGAAUCUCCAGGCGGACUUCCCCUCUACUGUCAGCACCAUCUACAGGACCAGCGAGAAGCUCCAGACAGUGCGUCCCUCUCAGAACUCCUCUGGUAUGAGCACCUGUAAUAAGUGCCUCUUCUGUAUGUGCACCUUGGAUACUACUGUGGAGGAGUCUUCAGCUUUCCAGGCCAUCUUGAUUUCAGAGCAGCUUUCUCAGAGAAAAGCUGUGGGGCCAGAAAAGACCACCGGCACCGCCACACAGAGCCCAGGGUCGACUGCUGCCCCUGCCAACCAAGAACACUGCUGCUCCUUUGGGGGACAGCAGGGAGGAGGAGAGGUUUGUGGAGGAGCAGGAGGUGGAAGAGGUUGCUGUUCUUCUUUCAAGGCACCAGACGUCACGGAGCUCAAGAGCCUGUUGUGUUACAGCUGUCAGCUUACAGUCAAAGACAUGUCUUCCAUAGAGGUUCUCCCGAAGUACAUUCUGUCAGAGGCCCAGAAGAAGAAGAGGAGGUCCCAGAUGAGAGACGAGAUCAGCGAGUUCCUGUUGGAUGAUGAUGAAGACUGACGAUGGAGAAAAGAGAUGGACAAGCUUUAGAUGCGAGAAGAAUCCAUCUGAACGAGUCUUUCUCUGAAACCGCAUCUGGCAGUUCUCUCCCGUCUCCUCUCUGUGGAGAAACAUUACAAUCAUAGGUUGGACAUUAAAGAAAAGCACCGAAUAACCUCCUUUAAAACUUUAUUAACAAUGUUAAGAAUACCCACAUGUAUUUUUAGAGAUGUCCUGAAAUACCAUCAGUUUGGAUUUUAGGGAAUGGGAUUAAUGUGGUUCGAUUCCAUUUUGGUCUCUGCUAAAAUACUACUGUGGUCUGAAGCAUUUCUUCAUCAUCUGAAUUCUAAUAUGUUAUUAAUGUAUCAUGAUUUAAGACUGAUUUAGUAUUUUGUUAGUGCGCUCUGAAGUUCUGAGGAGUUUGUGGCAUUAAAUUAUAGUCUUUUCCUUAUUGUCUGCUUUAAAAAAAUCAUUUGUGACAUUAAAACCUUC